AUGAGACGCUACAAGCUCUUUCUCAUGUUCUGUAUGGCUGGCCUGUGCCUCAUCUCCUUCUUACACUUCUUUAAGACCUUAUCCUAUGUCACCUUCCCCAGAGAACUGGCUUCCCUCAGUCCUAACCUUGUAUCCAGCUUCUUCUGGAACAAUGCCCCUGUCACUCCUCAGGCCAGUCCGGAGCCGGGCGGCCCCGACCUGUUGCGGACCCCACUCUACUCCCACUCCCCCUUGUUACAGCCACUGUCCCCCAGCAAGGCCACCGAGGAAUUGCACCGUAUGGACUUUGUGUUGUCUGAAGACACCACUGAGUAUUUUGUGCGCACCAAAGCCGGUGGUGUUUGCUUCAAACCAGGUACCAAGAUGCUGGAGAAACCUUCAGGGCGCAGAGAAGAGAAGCCUGAGGUGGCUGAGGGCUCCUCUGCCCGGGGCCCCGCUCGGAGGCCCAUGCGGCACGUGUUGAAUACGCCAGAGCGCCUGGGUAGCCGGGGCACUAGGCGCAAGUGGGUUGAAUGUGUGUGCUUGCCAGGCUGGCAUGGACCCAGCUGUGGGGUGCCCACCGUGGUGCAGUAUUCCAACCUACCCACCAAGGAGCGCCUGGUACCCAGGGAAGUGCCGAGGCGGGUUAUCAAUGCCAUCAAUAUCAACCAUGAGUUCGACCUGUUGGACGUGCGUUUCCACGAGCUGGGCGAUGUGGUGGACGCUUUCGUGGUGUGCGAGUCGAACUUCACCGCCUACGGGGAGCCACGGCCGCUCAAGUUCCGAGAGAUGCUGACCAAUGGCACCUUCGAGUACAUCCGACACAAGGUGCUCUAUGUCUUCCUGGACCACUUCCCACCCGGUGGCCGGCAGGAUGGCUGGAUUGCAGACGACUACUUGCGUACCUUCCUCACCCAGGAUGGUGUCUCCCGCCUGCGCAACCUGCGGCCGGAUGAUGUCUUCAUCAUCGAUGAUGCAGACGAAAUCCCUGCGCGUGAUGGUGUGCUGUUUCUCAAGCUCUAUGAUGGCUGGACGGAGCCCUUCGCCUUCCACAUGCGCAAGUCCCUGUAUGGCUUCUUCUGGAAGCAACCGGGCACACUGGAGGUGGUGUCGGGCUGCACUGUGGACAUGUUGCAGACCGUGUAUGGACUGGAUGGCAUCCGCCUGCGCCGCCGCCAAUACUACACCAUGCCCAACUUCCGGCAGUAUGAGAACCGCACAGGCCACAUCCUCGUGCAGUGGUCCCUCGGCAGCCCCCUGCACUUUGCGGGCUGGCAUUGCUCCUGGUGCUUCACACCCGAGGGCAUCUACUUCAAGCUUGUGUCGGCUCAGAAUGGUGACUUCCCACGCUGGGGUGACUAUGAAGACAAGAGAGACCUCAAUUACAUCCGCAGCUUGAUUCGCACUGGGGGCUGGUUCGAUGGCACACAGCAGGAGUACCCUCCCGCAGACCCCAGUGAGCACAUGUAUGCUCCCAAAUACCUGCUCAAGAACUAUAACCAAUUCCGCUACCUGUUGGACAACCCUUACCAGGAGCCAAAGAGCACUGCGGGGAGUGGUCCCCGGAACCUGGGCUCCGAGGGAAGGUCAUCAUCUGCCAGGGGCAGGUUGGAUACAGUGGAGGGCUAG
Molecule: messenger RNA, 1608 nt
Organism: Cricetulus griseus (Chinese hamster)
Lineage: Eukaryota; Metazoa; Chordata; Mammalia; Rodentia; Cricetidae
Gene: Mgat3
Product: beta-1,4-mannosyl-glycoprotein 4-beta-N-acetylglucosaminyltransferase
Biological process (GO): protein N-linked glycosylation; N-acetylglucosamine metabolic process
Cellular component (GO): membrane
Molecular function (GO): beta-1,4-mannosylglycoprotein 4-beta-N-acetylglucosaminyltransferase activity
Source: RefSeq, marked provisional